AUGGUGAGAAAAUAUUUUGUGGUCCUUGGACUUAUCGCUGUAGCCCUUGCAUCUCCAUUUUCAGUAUCUGGAAUCAGUUCAGGUGGUUUUAUGGCUGCUCAGAUGCAUGUUGCAUUCUCUGCAGAUUGCGUAGGUGCCGGAGUCAUUGCAGGAGGUCCUUUCUACUGCGCCCUUGGCUCAGAGGUAACUGCAACCACUGCUUGCAUGUCAUCCCCCUACCUUCUUAAGCCUUCUUCUUAUGUACAAUACGCCAACGAGCAGGCUGAAAAAGGAAACAUCGAUGCUUUAAGCAACUUGAGCUCAAACACCAAUGGAAUCUGGAUUUUCUCCGGCCAAAUGGAUACAGUUGUCAACCAGAAGGUCGUAAAGGCCCUCCAAGCCUUCUACCAGAACUGGGUAAGUCCAUCCAAAAUUGCCACAGUUUAUGAUGUCUAUGCCGAACAUUCAUGGGUGACUAAUAACGCAGGAAACCCAUGUUACUAUCUUGGAUCUCCUUACAUCAACAACUGCAAGACCGACGCAGCUGGGCUCAUUCUUAAGCAAAUCUACGGAAAUAUUGCCGCCCCAACCACAGCGGUUUCUUCAAACCUCAAGAGCUUCGAGCAGUCCAACUUUGUUGACGUCAGCUCUGCAGUGAUGCUAAACGAAGGGUAUGUCUACGUACCAACUUCUUGCCAGUCCAACCCUACAAGCUGUAAAGUCCAUCUUGCAAUUCACGGCUGCCAGCAGAACUAUAAUACAAUUGGAAAUAAAUUCCUGGUCGAAUCAAACCUCAACGGGUAUGCUGAGGCCAACGGGAUCAUCGUGAUUUACCCACAAGUAGACAGCAACAUGAUUAAGAACCCUGAAGGCUGCUGGGAUUGGUGGGGAUAUGCAGGAUCUGACUAUGCACUCAAAUCAGGCGUCCAGAUGGCCGCUCUUUAUAAAAUGACCCAAAACGUUCAACAACUGAUUAGCAGUGCUCAAUCAGUUGAGUGGGAGUUAUAA
Molecule: messenger RNA, 987 nt
Organism: Blepharisma stoltei
Lineage: Eukaryota; Ciliophora; Heterotrichea; Heterotrichida; Blepharismidae
Source: the annotation of a GenBank genome assembly